CCCUUCCCCUCAGCUUCGGGUGCGGCAUGGCGGCUGCGGGACCGGUGGAUUGUCACUGCCACCUCGCCGCGCCCUGCUUCCAGGCGGACGUGGCGGAGGUGGUGCGGGCGGCUGAGCAGGCGGUGGUGUCGGCGCUGGUGGUGGUGUCGGAGCAUGCCGGGGAGUUCCGGAGCGUCCUGGCCCUGUCGGAGAGAUUCCCGGGGUUUGUUUUGCCGUGCCUGGGGGUUCACCCAGUCCAAGAGAUCUCACCAGAGGAGCAGCGCAGUGUUACUUUGAAGGAUCUGGAUGCUGCAUUACCUCUUAUAGAACUCUACAAAGAUAAAUUGGUGGGGAUUGGAGAAGUUGGACUAGAUUUCACUCCCAGAUUUGCCAGCAUGGAUGAAGAGAAGGAAAGACAAAGACAGGUUUUGAUCAAGCAGAUUGAGGUAGCAAGAAGACUGGAUUUACCUUUAAAUGUCCAUUCCCGCUCAGCUGGCAGACCAACCAUUAAUCUCUUGAAGGAUCAAGGUGCUGCAAAGGUGUUGCUCCAUGCAUUUGAUGGGAAGCCAUCUGUAGCCAUGGAAGGUGUGAAAGCUGGAUACUUCUUCUCCAUUCCUCCUUCCAUUAUAAGGAGUGGACAGAAGCAGAAGCUUGUGAAAAUGUUACCUCUGGAAAAUAUGUGCUUGGAAACUGACUCUCCUGCUCUGGGGCCUGAAAAGCAGGUGAGAAAUGAACCAAAAAAUAUUUACAUUGCUGCAGAAUAUAUUGCCAAAAUUAAAGGAAUUCCAGUUGAAAAAGUUAUAGAAGUGACCACACAGAAUGCACUGAAAGUAUUCCCCAAACUUCGGAACUUUCUCCCAAUGUAGAUUGAGAAACUGAAAUACAUGAUAUUACAGAAAUUAUAUUUACAGUGUAAUUAAUAAAACAAACAUGCAUCUUAAAGUGGAGUUUUGCUGUUGGAAAGUGCAAUAAGUGAGCAGUGUUACAUAGAGGCAUAGGACAAAUACAGGAAACUUCUCAAAACCUUUGUUAUGCACCAUUUUCAUCUCUUGGAUGUGAUGAAAACAGGUUGCUUAUUUGCA
Molecule: messenger RNA, 1061 nt
Organism: Calypte anna (Anna's hummingbird)
Lineage: Eukaryota; Metazoa; Chordata; Aves; Apodiformes; Trochilidae
Gene: TATDN3
Product: TatD DNase domain containing 3
Exons: 10
Coding region: 27-845 (272 amino acids)
Molecular function (GO): hydrolase activity, acting on ester bonds
Source: RefSeq, a predicted model, not a curated record